AGGUUCUUGACGUCCAACAUGUCAAUUCCGAGAAGUUGGGAUGUUCAUCAAGGAUUUCUGACUGGGCUGUCCCUUCUGGGGUUCAUCCUCGUAAUGAUUCCCCUGCCUUGGUUCGUCAAAGCUAGGAAUAUCGGCUGUAUACUAUACAUUUUCUGGGUCGGGUUGUUAUGCCUGUUCACAUUCGUGAACGAUGUUCUCUGGAGGGAUAAUGCGAGGAAUCUUGCACCAGUGUGGUGCGAUAUCUGGGCGAGACUCCAACCCAUGGGCAGCAUUGGAAUAUUGUCCGCUGGCUUGGUGAUCGCUCGCCGCAUUUCUAAUAUCGCGACAACUACAAGCCUAUCAGUAGACAGCGAGCGCCGGGAGUGGUGUAUCGAUUGUCUCAUCGGGAUGUCUCCCCCGGCAUCACAGAUCAUCAGCUUCUAUUUUGUUCAAGGACAUCGGUUCAACAUUUACGAGGGCCUUGGCUGCUAUGCGGCCGUUCCCAACUCAAUUCUGUUCAUAUGCUUGACGUCCAUAUGGUAUAUCAUCAUUGGUCUCAUCUCUGCAGUAUACUGUGCCAGGACCCUAUAUGCGGUCUUUAAACGCCAUCAGCAAAUCAGAGACUUAUUCUCACCUACCUCCGAAGUCAGUCUACACCAAUACUAUCGACUGAUUGCGAUGGCUACUGUCGAGAUGUGUUGCACCACACCCCUCAGUAUUUUCGAUUUGGUCGAGGUAUCUCGAGGGUACUACCCGUGGAGAGGAUUCGAGGACCUACAUUCCGGUUUUGACCGAGUGGACCAAUGGCCCUAUGAACUUUGGGCAACGAAUCUCAGCAACAUUCGAAGCCAGUGGUACCAGAUCGGUUGCGCGUUCAUCUUCUUUGCAUUGUUCGGUUUCUCCGCAGAGGCUUGCAAUCGGUACCGUCAUGCCUUCGGUGUCGUCACGAAGGUCAUCUUUCCUCAUAAGCGUCACUCCCGGGGACAUACCAAGCAGCCUGCUGUAGACAGUCUGGUCUUCGAACAGUGCCAUACCAACAUGUCAGCGUCACAAGUAUAACAAAUAAUUACUCCAGUAGUGAACACAAAUGCGACAGUAACGAGUAGCAUUUAAUACUUAGUUUCUUCCUCUUGCAUCUUUGGAUUACAGUUGUAUAGAAUAGAUAGACUGAGAGAUACCAGGCUCAUAUACAGUAAACAGAAUCCUUCGUAUCCUUCGUCUAGCAAACUUCACAAGUACACUACAUUUUUCCAAGACAUGAAGAGAGGCCUAGACAGACAAGAAACAAGGGAAGAAAGAGAAAUCAUGGAGACAAAAGGAAAAGGGGUAUGGCAGCUUGCUGAUUUGUGCAUGCUAUAUGAUAGAUGGUGGUGAAGAGAAAAUAAACGGUGGAGGAAUGACCGACUACUGGAGGUAUGGUGAAUUCGACAUGGAGACAAGGUAGAAUAGUGAACAAGGGAACGAAAGGACAGUGUAAGCAGAAAUGUGACAUUGGAAUGUGAAUCAUUAGCAG
Messenger RNA from Somion occarium, 1492 nucleotides. NCBI's taxonomy places the organism in Eukaryota, Fungi, Basidiomycota, Agaricomycetes, Polyporales, Cerrenaceae. The record is from the annotation of a GenBank genome assembly.